Molecule: messenger RNA, 606 nt
Organism: Alligator sinensis (Chinese alligator)
Lineage: Eukaryota; Metazoa; Chordata; Crocodylia; Alligatoridae
Product: olfactory receptor 14A16-like
Exons: 1
Coding region: 1-606 (201 amino acids)
Biological process (GO): G protein-coupled receptor signaling pathway
Cellular component (GO): membrane
Molecular function (GO): olfactory receptor activity
Source: RefSeq, a predicted model, not a curated record
AUGGCAUAUGACCGCUAUGUUGCCAUCUGCAAGCCCUUGCACUAUGAGAUGGUCAUGAACAGAAGAGCAUGUGUCCAGAUGGCAUCCAGUGCCUGGGUAGCAGGGAUGCUCAAUUCUAUCAUGCACACUUGGAACAUGUUUGCAUUCACUUUUUGCCAAGGCAAUGUAGUGGACUUGUUCUUCUGUGAAAUCCCCCAGCUCCUUAAGCUCUCCUGUUCGGACACAUAUUUCAGGGAACUGUUUAUGAUGUUUAUCAGUUUCUGCUUAAUUCUGUCCUGUUUUAUUCUGAUUGUUGCGUCCUAUAUUCAGAUCUUCAGUGCAGUCCUGAGAAUCCCCUCAGACCAGGGCCGGCAUAAAGCCUUUUCUACGUGCCUCCCUCACCUCAUUGUGGUCUCCUUGUUUAUCUUUUCUGGCACAUUUGCCUACUUCAAACCUACCUCCCAUUCCCCAUCGGGAGUGGACCUCAUAGCAGCUGCCAUAUAUUCAGUAGUGCCCCCCAUGAUGAAUCCUAUUAUCUACAGCAUGAGGAACAAGGAGAUUCUUGCGGCUAUGAGGAAACUGGCUCACUGUCUGUUCUUCACUGACCAGGUGUCCAUUCUUCUCUAA